Molecule: messenger RNA, 6209 nt
Organism: Acanthopagrus latus (yellowfin seabream)
Lineage: Eukaryota; Metazoa; Chordata; Actinopteri; Spariformes; Sparidae
Gene: kcnh4b
Product: potassium voltage-gated channel, subfamily H (eag-related), member 4b
Exons: 15
Coding region: 1450-5139 (1229 amino acids)
Biological process (GO): regulation of membrane potential; potassium ion transmembrane transport
Cellular component (GO): membrane
Molecular function (GO): voltage-gated potassium channel activity
Source: RefSeq, a predicted model, not a curated record
ACACAGGGUCUGAAUAUGAAGAUUUGAUAUCACGCCAUGUUCAUGAACUGCAUAAUCACAUAUACAUAUAUACGUAUAUAUUAUCAUAAAGAAGUAAUUCAUGGAAGGAACAGUGGAUUGCAGUCAAAGUAGUGAAAGUUUGGCCGAGAUCAUGUUCAUCUCAUAUGAGGUAAAUUACACGUGAUGUAGCUUAAUGUUGUACUUUAUAAAGUAUCAUUCAAAUUCAUUUUACUUACUAGUCAUCAGUAUUUCAUAUUUAAUUCAUUCAGGCUGGGGUAUAUCCCCAAAAACUAAAGAGGAGUACAAAACUAAAUACAAACUGAGUACAAGCCAGGAUGAAGCUCAUCUGGCAACAGGUAAAAGCAACACACAUGGAGAAAACACACAGACUAAUUAACCAAUGAAACACAGGUGAACAGGGGAAAAAAGGCAGGAAAAACACAAAGACGAGAAGUGUAGAAUAACAACAAGAUAUAACCUACAUAAUAAAAAACCCUAACCACAACAACUAAAGGUUUAUAUGAGAAAGGAAAGUUGUGAUGAUUAGUUGAUUCAUCGAUUGAAAGAAAAUUGAUAAUCACCAAAUUCUUAAAGCUGAAAUGUCAAAUGUUUGCUGAAACAAGCCAUUACAAAAACAAUGUAUUGAUAAAAAGUGUGAUUAUAUUGUACAGUAUGUAGAAUAUAGCCUUCAAUCCCCUGCUAUAUGUACAAAUGAACACGUAUAUCACUGGGAAACAUGGACACAACGUGUGAAACACAAAGAAAGAAAGAAAGAACUUUGUGUUGAACUGUGCUGAAUUUAAGACAAGGUCCAAAUAAUUAGGAAUUUGUCAUAGACAGCAUUCCAUAAAGUUUAUAAAGUUUUGCUUAACUCAACUCAUAGAAUUGAAUGAUAUGACAAGGGAGUCUGGGGAACUUCCGUCCCUAUUCAUCUCCAUAUUGAACGUAGCUGAUGUGGCUCAGUGUCAACAUUUAAAUUGAUAAAUUCAUUUUAAUGCAUCCCGCAAAUAAAAUUCAUAACAUCACCUUCUUACCCGAAGGUAAAAGGGAGUGUGGAACAAGCUCCGUUGUUCUCAAAUCUUUUGUCUUUUUUUUAAAUUCUGCAGUCUAGUCCUUUAUCAGCCCACAUCCACCCAUUAAUAAAAGCCAAGAGUUACAUGGAGGUCAAUCAAUGAUGUUUGCACCGUGCUUGUUCUCCACUCAGCUGUUUUCAUAUCUCGCCGUCUGCAGCUCAUGACGCUGAUUCCUUCGGCUGCUCACAUCAGUUGUCCUGACCAACCAGGAAAUUAAUUUAGGCCGAAAUUGAGUCUACACCAAAGUGUCUUUCAUGUGUACUUUGAGCUUGUUAACUAGUGUUGACCUAAAACCUGCAGAGCUUUGACGUGAGUUCAAAGAGUCAAACAGACUUUGAUUCAAGUGCACAGGACAACUUUGCACCAAACCUCAAACAUGAUGCACCUGGCUGCAGAUUUGAGCACCUCAAAAAUCUCCAAAUGUCUUCUGACACCCCUUCCCGUUUUCCCUCUCACAGACAGUAACUUCCUGUUGGGUAAUGCCCAGGGCCACCGCGGCUACCCCAUUGUCUACUGCUCGGACGGCUUCUGUGAACUUACAGGCUUCACGAGGACAGAGGUGAUGCAGAAGAACUGCAGCUGCCGCUUCCUGUACGGUGCUGACACCAGCGAGCACGUGGCCCAGCAGAUGGAGAAGGCUCUGGAGAGCCGAGACGAGUACCAGGGCGAGGUCCACUUCUACAAGAAGAAUGGUGCUGCCUUCUGGUGUCUGUUAGACAUCGUGCCCAUAAAGAACGAGAAAGGCGAGAUGGUCCUCUUCCUCUUCUCAUUCAAGGACAUCACUGACACGUAUGGAAGGAGCCACCACAACAGCAAGAAGGACGGUUCAGAGGACAAGAGGCGCAGGAGGAAGAGCGGCACUCACUUCAGCGAGGCCAGGAAGCGCGGACGCACCAUGCUAUACCAUCUGACCAGCCAGUUCUCAAGGCGGGGCAAAAGAGAGGUCAACCUGGGCGGCGGCAUGAUAGACAAGCCUUCGAUGCCAGAGUACAAGGUGACGGGCGUGCAGAAGUCGCGCUUCAUCCUGCUCCACUACAGCGUGUCCAAAGCCCUGUGGGACUGGCUCAUCCUGCUGGCCACCUUCUACGUGGCUGUCACCGUGCCCUACAACGUCAGCUUCACGCCGCACAACGAUGAGCACGUCACAGCCGCACGCUCCACCAUCGUCAGCGACAUUGUAGUGGAAAUGCUCUUUAUCAUAGACAUUAUCCUGAACUUCCGCACCACCUAUGUGAGCCAGUCAGGGCAGGUGGUGUAUGAGUCGCGCUCCAUCUGCAUUCAUUACGCCACUACCUGGUUUUUUGUGGACCUGGUGGCUGCCCUGCCCUUUGACCUGCUGUAUGCCUUCAACAUCACAGUGACCUCCUUAGUCCACCUGCUCAAGACUGUACGCCUGCUGCGCCUCCUUCGCCUGCUUCAGAAGCUGGAUCGCUACUCCCAGUACAGUGCCAUGGUGCUCACCUUACUCAUGUCUGUGUUUGCCCUGCUGGCACACUGGAUGGCCUGCAUCUGGUACAUGAUUGGCCGCAAGGAGAUAGAGACCAAUGAGACCUGGGAAACUGGCUGGCUCCAUGAGCUGGGCAAACGUCUGGAGACGCCGUACAUCAACAGCACGGUGGGCGGCCCGACAGUGCGCAGCUCCUACAUCGCUGCCCUUUACUUUACCCUCAGCAGCCUGACCAGUGUGGGCUUUGGCAAUGUCUGUGCCAACACCGAUGCUGAGAAGAUCUUCUCCAUCUGCACCAUGCUUGUUGGCGCGCUGAUGCACGCCCUGGUCUUCGGUAACGUGACGGCCAUCAUCCAGCGCAUGUACUCACGGCGCUCUCUUUACCACACACGCAUGAAGGACCUGAAGGACUUCAUCCGUGUCCAUCGUCUGCCCCAGCAGCUCAAGCAACGCAUGCUGGAGUACUUCCAGACCACAUGGUCUGUCAACAAUGGUAUAGAUGCCAACGAGCUACUGCACGACUUCCCUGACGAGCUGCGGGCCGACAUCGCCAUGCAUCUGAAUAAGGACAUCCUCCAGCUGCCGGUCUUUAAGGGGGCCAGUCGUGGUUGCCUGCGCUCGCUCUCCCUCCAUAUAAAAACCUCUUUCUGCGUCCCUGGGGAGUACCUCAUCCGUCAGGGCGAUGCACUUCAUGCCAACUAUUUUGUCUGCUCCGGGUCUCUAGAGGUGCUUAAAGACAGCAUGGUGCUGGCAAUAUUAGGAAAAGGGGACCUGAUUGGGUCUGAUCUGCCUGGAACCGACCAGGUGAUCAAGACAAACGCUGAUGUGAAGGCGCUGACCUACUGUGACCUCCAGUAUAUCAGUGUGCGUGGCCUGAGAGAGGUGCUGGAACUCUACCCCGAGUACGCCAGUGUUUUUGCAUCCGACAUCCACAACAACCUCACCUACAACCUGCGAGAGGGCAGCCAGGAGGAGGGCUACAGCAGGUUCUCAAGGUCACCCAGGCUUUCCCAUGAGUCCAGACUCCCCUCCAUCGUGGAGACAAAGGGGGAUGACCAAGACGACUCCUUCCACCUGUCUCCAAACACCCGCUCCCGUCGCAACCUCCUGCUGCCCAGCUUCAGCAGCCCCGUUCGCCGCACCUCCCUGGGGAACCUCCUGGGGGACGAGCUGCGGCAGUUCAACGCCCUGCGGCGCUGCCGUUCGCCGAACCUCAGCCGUGGCUUCCUCGGGCAGAGCUUGUCCCCUCAGCCGCCAUCGAGAAGAGAGCACAGCACCCCUACUGCGACCCCAGCCUCGACUUCGGCCCAGGGAGAGUCAGGGGCCGAGCAGAAACCAACGAAGCUGCUCAUCCCAACAGUCACGUGCUUUGGACCCCCAGAUCUUAGUCCCAGGGUUGUAGACGGCAUCGAAGACAAUGGACACACGUUCCAUUUCAACGUGGAGCACAGCGGGCCCAAAGCCAGCACAGGAGGCAGCACCCAAGACUCCAGUCAGACUCAUGCCACUCUGCUGCUGGAGACAGAGGAGGUGAGACAGAGCAUCAGUCAACUCAACCAGAAGAUGGGCACAUUAAACCAGGAAGUAUCUGAGCUCACCAAAGGCCUGCACCACAUGAUGCACCUCCUCCAGGCCCACGUAUCUGUGCGUCACUACACCGCCUCCCUCCCCUCGUACCCGUAUGGCAUCCAAAUGGUGUCCAGCCCUCCCACGGCCCCCAACACUGGCAUGCCCUCUAACGUACCUUCAUCUUACCACCUCCACAACGAUCCUGCAAGCCACGAAGGCUACACCCACCAAAUCAUCGCGCCCGCAGGUCACUGGGGCUAUAGUGCAGCUGCUGAAACUCAAACAGAGACUCACCACCAGCCCAAAUCCUCAAGUCCACCUGCUAACCUCCCUAUAAACUCUGCAGCCAGGUCUGGCCCGUGUCACGGCUCCGAGAGCGUGAGCACACAUCUGUGGAGCAGCCCGGCUCUUCUGAGGGUCGGCCCAGGCCUACAGGGUGGAAGCUCAGGCCGUGCACCUCAUGCCGGGCAUGAGGACUCUGAAAACAGACCUCUCAGUGCGAGCCCGACCACCAUCAGCCAGUCCCAGCCCACAUUGUGCCUGCAGCCUCCCGGUGAUAGCGAUGAAUACUCUUGCCUUCUCUCCAGUGCCCCUACAGGGAUGUCCACACGCAGCCUGCUGGAUUCAUCCCCCAGUUCUUACCCCCAUCUCUGCCUGACCUCUGACUCCCAUCUCAACUUAGCCACACACGAGGACAUUUGUGGUCUGAUGUCUGCCCCAGCAUCUCACAGUCUGAUCCAGGACACCUCCAUCUUCCAAAUAGAGGACUCACGCCCCUCAAUCCACCCGGUGCCUGCCUCUCCACCCACAUUACCAGGCCAGUCUCUGAGAUCCUCACUGGAUUCGGGAUCACCGCGAUCGGAUGCUCCCGAGCCCCAGCUCCCCCUGGGCGACCCAUCUGCCAUAGAACACACCAGUCUGGAGUGCCUACUGGGGAACGGGGGCUCUACGGAGAGCAGGGACAGUGAAAGCGUGUCAUCGCGAAGGUCCAGCAUCGGCGUCCAGACUCAGAGCACAGAGCAGUCGUGGUGCCUGGACCUCACAGAUUAAACUGCUUUUUUAACAGCAGAACUACUGGAUCGAAAGACUGAACGAGAAAUUGGAAGUUAUGAACAUGCAACAAGUCCUGACAGUGUUUAAAGAGACUCUGCUGGAGAUUGUCAAUGUGCGCUGUAUUUCCCUCUCUGAACUCCUGGGCUCUCAUAUUUGUCAAACUCCACGCAACUUACACCAUUUCUAUGCAAACUACGCAUGUCAUUUGUGCAUUAUCUCAGCUUUACUGAAGUGUGUCUUUAAAGAAAAAAAAAAGAAGAAGCUCCACAGCAGUGGGUUCCAGUAUAUACUGUAUACUUUUUUCCAACAUCCUCAGAGCAAUUUGCAGUUGAUAAUACCUGUUACCUCCUUGCAUGGUAAAGUUUUUUAUUCUUUUUCCUAAGGAAAAGGUUUUCCAAAUCAAUGUGUAAGCAUUCUACAUGACAACCUGUUGAUUGUGCGCACAGAUGCUGUAUUUGUAAAUCAACACAGGUCACACAUGUCUCACCUUGCAUAUAGGGAGUAGAGUAUGUGCAUCACACAGCUUAGAUUGUUUAUUGUUCUACAUUGAAUGUUUUUCUCAGUUUCAACGAUUUGUAAUUUUAUUUGUGAGUUCUCGGUGUAAUGAACAUCUAAAAUCCAGACUCCGCUAAUGAGAACUCGGUACAUAAUUUAUGGUUUCAGUUUUAAUUCCAUCUCCAGUUUUAUGCUGUCGUAAAGGACCUUUAAGGAGAUUUGAAUAAAUUUCCUACCUGUCCUUCACCAAGGCAUUAAUGAUUGCGCUGUGAACUAGGUUUAAUUACUUGCUCCAUGAAAAAAAAAAGCCUGAAAAAUUCUUUCUCAAGGAUCUACAAUUCUAGAAGCCACGACAUAGCUGCUGAUAAACUAAAUAUAAAUAAAUACACAUAUUUAGAUGAAAAGUGGGUCCCAUAAACUAUUUAGCAGUGUAAUUAAUUUACAGAGUACGAAUGCCUCCUGGGAACAAAACAUUAACUCAUGAUACUCAUACAAUAUUCAGAGUAUUUAGGAACUUUAUUCUUUUUGAAUGAUUUCUCCUUGGCUGACAAAAUAAAGUAUGCAGAAAUGUG